AUGGCUGGCCAAGCCGACAAGAAGCAGGCCAAAAAGGCGGAGUCCUCCACUCAGUACUACCUGUAUGCCAUCAUUGCGGUGAAUGCUUUGUAUUUUCUCGGCCGUGUGGUGAUGUUCUGGUCUUCGAUGGGCAAGUGGAAUCUGUGCGGCAUGCUGCUUUUCACUGGAGUGUCCUACUUCACGUUCGGCGCCAUCAAGAGCUCCCUGGAAAUCGGAGCAAACUAUGAGAUGUACUUGGACCUCUUCCUUGUCAACUUGGCCACGCAAGCCUUGGUAACCUUGAGCGACUACGGCUGGCUGCUGUAUCUCGCAGUUCCUGGCUAUGCUGGCUGGAAGGUUGUGAAGCUUGUCAUGGACUAUGUCUUCACUCCCACUGAAUCAGAGAUGGCAGAGAACGACCCAGAGUACAAGAAGCGGAUGGAGAAGAAGGAGAAGAAAGCGGAACGUCAAAAGUUCAAGGUUGUCAAGCACUGA
Molecule: messenger RNA, 474 nt
Organism: Symbiodinium sp. CCMP2456
Lineage: Eukaryota; Dinophyceae; Suessiales; Symbiodiniaceae
Source: the annotation of a GenBank genome assembly